Medioppia subpectinata is the source of this 3468-nucleotide messenger RNA. NCBI's taxonomy places the organism in Eukaryota, Metazoa, Arthropoda, Arachnida, Sarcoptiformes, Oppiidae. The record is from the annotation of a GenBank genome assembly.
AGGGCCGAGAGGUUGGGUUCGACCGGCUUUUAUUUGCCCACAUAUUAUGAUUUGACACAAAUCGACAUCAAAUACAUCUGUGAUGUCAUCAGAGAGUACUUCAGCGGUAAAAGUGAUCACUUGUUUGCUCCGGCUGUUGAAAAAAGGGAUGAAUUAGUGUUAAAAAGCGGUACUUUUAGUGUCGAGGCAUUGAGUCUAACGCGUGCCGGACUCGUGAAGCAAAAGUAUAGUCGCGGACAUCCCUUCAUAGAUGCCAUUGAUUUGAAUUUUACGGCAAAUAAAUGUCUAAUUAAUGAAGAGUGGGAUUUGUGUCAGCGAUUCAUUAAAUCGGUCGACAAAUGCGUUAAAUGUACUCAAGAUUUUGGUUUGGAUCCGAAAGUUGUUGAAAACUUUUUCAAACCAUACGUUCAAUACUUCACAACUCAGUCUGGAUUUGAGACACAAUUGCAGAGGCCGUGGACUGCAGAGGACUUGACAGCACCUGAGUAUUCAUUGGCUAAACAUGUGUCCACAACCACUGACUACGAAACGCAACAGUUGUUGGUUUGGCUCAUAAAGCGAUUCAAACCUAAAUGUAUGCUAGAGUUGGGCUCUUGGAUGGGAUUUAGCACUCUUUUGAUGGCAAUCUCUGCCAAAACAUAUGAGUCUUCACAUUAUAAAUCCAGGAUUUAUGCGUGCGAUUCAUACGUGUGGCAGAAAUGGAUGUCUAAUUUUGUGAUCACGAAGAAUGUGAUGGCAAACGGCGACUCAUUUUUACCCCGAUUUGAGUAUAAUGUGGAACCGAUGCGUGAAUUCAUAGAACCUGUUGUUAUGAAUUUCGAUUCAAUACUUCCCCAAAAGGUAUCCGAAAUAAAACCGGAUUUUGUUUUCAUUGAUUUCACUCAAGACGCCGAAGAAUUGGAAGAAAAAUGGAUUCAUUUGAUCCCAAAUCUUAUCCCUGGAAAAACUGUUGUAUUGUUUAACGGACUUUCCGUUACAUCGAUUCCGUUCUUCAGUCGAUACAGUAAUCAACUCAAAGCUGUGGCUAAACCGCACACAAUAGCCAAAGCUUUUAUAUACAGUCCCGACGUUUCUAUACAAAAACCUUUGAAAAAUAUUCAAUUGAAACCAAUGUUUAAUUUUCAAACGCCUCCCGAUUGGGGCCAUCACUACAAGAAUGCUUUCAACGCUUCCAUCGAUUUAUUGAAACAAGAAUUUCACGACAAGAACUCAAACAUUCUGUUCAUACCAUCGGUUGAAGCAAUUCUUUGUGAUAAUCCGGAAGUAUUGAGAAAUAAUGAAUGGAUUGGUGUAAUACAUAUGACACCAGGAUAUCCACAACUGUUUUACAGUGGUCUGAACUUUGCCAACACGUCAUUUUCCAUACGUUUCAUAUACUUCUUGACAUUCCGAAACAAGUGUAAUUGCUCACAAGUUUUUGUUAUAAACCUAGUUUUGGACUUUGAGGAUUACAAAAUCCCGAUUCAAACAUUGGUUUAUCCCUUCGUUGAGCCCCAAGUGAUGAAAGACUCAAUUGUUUUGGAUUUAUUGCGGGACAAGAAGUCAGUGGAUCUGAUUCUUAUCGGAGGUUUUGCCAGAGAUUUCAAUCGCUUUUAUUCUGCAAACGUUUCAAAACAAUUCAAAAAAGUUAUUUUAGUCAACGAUUUGUCGACAGAAUAUCAGUUGAGUUGCGAUUAUCCGAAAGACAUUGAAGUGAAGACACGAUUGUCUGACGAAAAAUACGAGCAACAGUUGUACCGUUCGGUGCCAUUCCUGACCCUCCUAUACAACGGCGCCGCAAAUACACUGAUUCUCGAGUGUAUCGCAAGAAAUAUACCAAUACUUGUGCCUAAACUCAGCUCUUGUACUGAAUAUAUCGGUGAAGAUUAUCCUCUUCUAUAUUCUGCAGACGAAACCGAUUUCACUAACCUUUUGACUGAAGACUGCAUUCAAUCGGCGAUUAAUUAUUUGAAAAAUAUGAAUAAAUAUCGUUUUAAAAGCGAUUACUUCUUGGAAUCGGUAAAGAAUGGCAUAGUUUUGCAAUCAAUGGCUUUCGACUUCUCGUCCAAUACUUCGCAAAUAUCGGUGAAAUCAAUGCCAGACUUUUGUUCAUAUGAUGUCUCGGUCUGUAUUUGUUCCUUCAAACGGACCCAUCAUUUGCCACAAAUACUCGACUCUCUAUGGAAUAGACAGACAUUUAAAGGAAAUGUUGAAAUCAUUGUCUGGAAUAACAACUCUUCUCGUAGUCAUACUGUACUAGCGAUGCCUCAACUCAUGCAAAGCCAACGCCUAUUGAUUUGCGACGACGACUGUAUACCCGGUCCUGAGUUUAUCGACUUCUUUGUCUCCAAACACAACACAUAUCCGGAAGACGUGCUCUGUUUGAGAGGACAUCAGUUUUUGGAGCACAAACUCAAUGAACAAAAUCCGUCAAACUUUUGGAUAGAUUACGAGAAUCUGAGAUUUAUUUCGGACGAAAGACCGGAACAGUUGUUGCACUUCAUUCACGCAGACGUCUGUCUCAUCACUAAACAGGCUCUUCAGGAGUGCUCUUCAAUACCUGUUCCCGACUCCAGCUAUGCAUUGGUUGACGACUAUUGGAUGAGUUAUGUCUUAAACCAUAAAUUCAAUCGUAAGCUCAGAAAACUAACCACAAGUGGUGUUCCCGAAGGUUAUAUCAUCAAAAGGACUGAAGACUCGGAUGAGAUUGGAUUAGCUCUCUAUACAAGACCUGAAGUCAAACAAACUAAAGUCAGAUUAUAUAUUUAUCAUAUGCUUCAGGGAUGGCCUCAAUGGGAGAAAGAUAUCACUGAAAACAAUAUUAAAUUGGAUGAGAAAGCUAUAAAAGUAUUGACUGACAAUAAGAAGCAUUUUUGGGAUCAAUUGUUUGUUGGAUUCAAUAUUUCAUCAGAAAUAAGUGCAGAAAGUGUUGAAGUUUUGGCUGAAAUGGGAGUCAAAUGUGUGAGAAUAGGAGCCGUGGGUUUAGGCGAUAAAGUCGACUAUGAAUUCAAAGCAUUCCUCAACGAUAGGGACGAAGAGAUGAAACGAUUGAAACAAACGAUAUCUCUGUUGAAAUCGAAAGGUAUUCGAGUUGUUCUCACUCUUAGGAAUGGAUUGUCUUCUCCAGAGGUUUGGGAAUUCAUUGCAAAGAAUCUGAAUUCAGAGGAAUAUGUGGUCGGAUAUGAUCUCAUUAAUGAGCCCUUCACUCCAUUGGAGAGUCAAUACGAGUUUGAAGACAACGAUCCGGUUUUGGGUGAGUUUGGUAUCAGUCGAGAGGUGUCGGGCGCUCAUCAAUACUUGGAUUCAAUUAUGAAGUCAUGCAAAACAUAUGCCAUCUCUUCAUUCAUCUAUAGCUUCAGAGAUGAAGAAUGGGAUUCAAUGGACUACGAGUUGGGAACUGAUGUCUCGACCAGAACUGUCAAACAAGAAAUGUCUCAAAAUAUAUUAAUGCAAACUAUUAUAAAUGGCAUUCGAGAUACUGUUAAGUAA